Perca flavescens (yellow perch) is the source of this 1463-nucleotide messenger RNA. Its product is annotated as E3 SUMO-protein ligase KIAA1586. The transcript is spliced from 2 exons. Bases 201 to 1106 code for a protein of 301 amino acids. The record is from RefSeq and is a predicted model, not a curated record. Lineage: Eukaryota; Metazoa; Chordata; Actinopteri; Perciformes; Percidae.
GAUGCAUAAUUAUUUUUGUUGUUUCUGUAGACAUCAAUAAUGACUGGCCAGACCUGUGGAGUGCUAAACAAACAGAAGACUUCAAAUCCAAGAACCCCUGGUUGGGAUCCAAAAACAAGAAAUUGGGAUGUCUGGUCUGUAGCAGUGUGAACUCCAUUGGGAUCGACAAGGAGCAAGGUGUAUCGCUCUCAAGAGAAUGGAUGAACUUUGAAAUUCAAGUGUCUGGCCAGGGAAGUAGAACAACAAGUUUGUCAGUCUUGAGAAAUAAGGUGAGGAAACAUGUGUUGUCCAAGGCCCACACUCAGGCUGUGAAGGUGGCAGAGCAACCGAAAGAAGCUGCCAUUGAGAAUGCAGUGGAGACUAUGACUGAGUCCUACAUGAAAGAAACUGAAGCUGUGUUUCGAACAGCCUACCAUCUGGCCAAAAAGAACCGACCCUUUUCUGACCAUGAGAGCCUCAUUGAGCUGCAGGAACUGAAUGGUGUAAAAAUGGGCUCAAUACUUCAUUCACGUUACAGUGCAACACAAAUAAUACAACAUGUUGCUAGUGAGAUGCAGAGCAAAAUCAUCAGUAGCAUUAUAGCAUCAUCCAGUAAGUUAGCUGUCCUAAUUGACAAGGCAUCUUCUUUAAGUCACAAAGCUGUCAUGACAGUUUCUAUUAAAGCAUCAAUUCAAGAAGAAAGCCCUGAGUUCAUAUUCCUGGAACUUGUUGAACUGGAAAAUCAGAGAGCAGAUGGCAUAGUACAGGCGUUACUCACCUGUUUAACUAAUGCUGGCUUUACAGAAAAGUGGCUUCAUGAAAACUGGGUAACAUUUGUAUCUGAUGGAGCCAGUGUCAUGCUAGGAAAGAAGUCAGGAGUAGCAACCAGACUGACUUCGAGAUUCCCAAAGCUUUUUGUAUGGCACUGCAUGAGGGCUGUCCUUCUGAUCUCAAACAUAUCAAACUUGAUGAUGAUUAAUAUCAACGGCCCACCAACUUCCAAGUUUGAUCCUAGAAAAUAUACAAGGACCUGGUUGAAGAGCCAUCGUGCUGCCUCUUCUGUGCGUUCUAGACAGUGCAGUGUGAAAGCUCCUGCAGAAAGCAAAUUUGUCUGGAAUAUACUGUAGUAUGAGCAAAGGUCAGAAACCCAGUGCUGGGUUGAGAGAGUAUAUCACUGUUGAUGUGUUGUUAAUGCAUAUAUUUUUGUUUAUUGUUAACUAAAUAUUGUUGUAACAUAUUAUUUUGUUGAAUGAUUUACCGGUAAAUGAACAUGUUCAAAACAAAGCAUUAAUUCAAAAAAUGAUGAUAUUCAAUAUUUGUAGCGAUAUUUAUAGAUAUCUAAUGAAGUAUUCUAUAAAAAUAGUGUUCAGCUAUUGAAAACCAAAUAAUUUCGAUUUUAUGACAGUGCACUUUUAAGUUUAUCUGAUUGGUUUUGAUGUUUGGAAGAGAAUGAUUUGUGUGUUUUAUUUAAGAUGAAAUAUGAA